Molecule: messenger RNA, 2187 nt
Organism: Copidosoma floridanum
Lineage: Eukaryota; Metazoa; Arthropoda; Insecta; Hymenoptera; Encyrtidae
Gene: neo
Product: ZP and PAN domain-containing protein neyo
Biological process (GO): anatomical structure morphogenesis
Source: RefSeq, a predicted model, not a curated record
AUGAGAACCAAGAGGCAGCUCCUGUUGCGGCUGCUGCUCGUCCAGGCAACGGCCCUGGCGGUAGCCGGCGGGGCCAUAGAGCAGCCCGGUACGCUGCUAUCGGACGCGGAUUACGCCGGCCCGAACGGUGGCAGCGGUGUCGGUAGUGGUGUCGGUGGUGGCGGUGAUGGCGGUGGGCUCCUCGACGAGUGCGACCCCGACAUGGUCGGAUUCGAGCUCGUCACCGGCUAUGUGUACACCGCCCCCAAGAACAUGAUAGAGUCGAUACCCGGUAGCCUCAUGCUCACCGAGUGCCUCGAGACUUGUCAAUCCAACGACUCGUGCCAGGCGGUCAAUUACGAGACGGGGCUCUGUGUCCUCUUCAGCUCCAACGCCGACAGCAAUCCCGGUGCGCUGUCGCAAUCGCAGUUCCCGGUGUUCACGAUUUACGCGCAAAAGAGCUGUCUGUCGGUGAAGCCGUGCGACCGCGCCUGGUGCAUCGACAGAGUCCAGGGCCACAGGCUCCAGGGACACACGCGCCGCACCACAAACACCUCGGACCGCCAGCACUGCCUUGAGCUCUGCCUCGGCGAGAGGGAGUUUCUCUGUCGAUCCGCUAACUACGUUAACGCAACGGGAGCGUGCGAACUCUCGGACAUGGACAGACUGACUGUGGCUGGUUCCGGGGCCUUGGAGGCAGUCAAGGGCGUCGACUACCUCGAAAAUCACUGCGUGGACGAGCCCGUCAAACUGUGCGAGUUCAAAAAGAUCACGGGUCGCAUCCUCAAGACCGUCGACUCGGUUUACCAGGACGUCGCUACAACCGAGGAGUGCCGCGAGCUUUGCCUCAAUUCGCCGUUCCGGUGUCACUCUUACGACUACGGUGACACUGGUGACAUGGUCUGCCGGCUGAGUCAUCAUGCCAGAGCUACCUUGUCCGACAUACAGGAGCCAUACCUCGACGUACCCGAGGCCUCGACCUACGAGCUGAGCUCGUGCUACAAUGUAUCCAUAGACUGCCUGGCCGGGGACAUGGUGGCGCGCAUCCAGACAAGCAAGCUCUUCAACGGCAAAGUGUACGCCAAGGGCUCGCCCAACUCGUGCGUACAGGACGUCAAAGGCGCCCUCGAAUUUGAGCUGCGCAUGGCCUACGACGAUCUCGAGUGCAACGUCAAACAGCAGGGCCUCGGCCGCUACCUGAACGACGUGAUAAUCCAACACCACGACACGAUAGUCACGAGCUCGGACCUCGGGCUGGCCGUCACCUGCCAAUACGACCUGACCAACAAGACCGUGUCGAACGAGGUCGACCUCGGGGUCCAUCGCGACAUCAACCCCGUGCUGACCGAGGAGGUGGUCGUCGACUCGCCCAACGUGGCCAUGAAGAUAACCGACCGCAGCGGCAACGAGGCCAUACCAUCGGCCGAAGUUGGCGACCCGCUCGCCCUCAAAUUCGAGAUCCUCGACCCCAACAGUCCCUACGAGAUCUUUGUCCGGGAGCUCGUCGCCAUGGACGGCGUGGACUCCAGCGAGAUCGUCCUCAUCGACUCGAGGGGCUGCCCCACCGACCACGUCAUCAUGGGUCCUCUCUACAAGUCAUCCACCUCCGGCAAAAUCCUGCUGUCGCACUUUGACGCCUUCAAGUUCCCGAGCUCGGAGGUCGUGCAGUUCCGGGCCCUGGUGACGCCGUGCAUGCCGAGCUGCGAGCCCGUCCAGUGCGACCAGGAGGAGUCGACGGGCGAGCUGCGCUCCGUCAUAUCGUACGGGCGUAGGCGCAGGCGUCGCUCGGCCUCGCCCUCCCAGCUCCGGGAGGACCUGCUGCUCGUCCAGUCGAUCCAAAUAACCGACAAGUUCGGCUUCGAGCAGCGCGAGCACGCCCGACACCCCGGCAACGGCACCAACGGCCACCACCACCUCAACAACCACCUCGGGGACGACGUGUACGCGGAGCUCGACGAGCCAGCCGCCACCUCGGGCCUCAUGGGUGUCUGCAUGAACACGGCCGAGGCCCUCGUCGCGGGCAGCGUGUUCCUCGUGGCCCAGGUAGCCGUCAUAGCCGCGUGGGCCUUCACCUGGCAGCGUCGCCGUCAAAUUCUCAAGCACCAGGAGGCCCUCUCGGUGUCGGUGUCGGUGCCCGGGCUCCACAGCGGCAGGGCCGACAGUCUCUGUAAGCUCUACGACGCCCAGGCCUACUCGCGCCGCUUCUGA